This is a messenger RNA of Spea bombifrons (plains spadefoot toad), 4403 nucleotides long. It is a transcript of the gene PLCB1, whose product is annotated as phospholipase C beta 1. Gene Ontology annotation, biological process: memory; lipid catabolic process; phosphatidylinositol-mediated signaling. Gene Ontology annotation, cellular component: nuclear speck; cytoplasm. The transcript has 32 exons. Gene Ontology annotation, molecular function: calmodulin binding; calcium ion binding; phosphatidylinositol-4,5-bisphosphate phospholipase C activity. Lineage: Eukaryota; Metazoa; Chordata; Amphibia; Anura; Pelobatidae. The record is from RefSeq and is a predicted model, not a curated record. Bases 270 to 3938 code for a protein of 1222 amino acids.
GAGUAGGAGGAGGCAGCUAGAGGAGUAGGCUGUGAUCAGUGUUGCCGGCUAUCUCCAGGGCUCUGGCUGUCUAAUGUCAGCUGGGCUUUCUUCUCUCCCAUACCCUUUGCAUCAGCUGUGGAUGAAGGACUGAGGACAAGCCCCCAUUUCACUAUCUGGGAGGUGGACACUCUAUUGCCCUCGCCCCCCGACACUGGGGACUGUUGGAUUGUCUUCUCCUGUGCUUUUAAUUUCUUGCAUUCUGCUAUUGGAAGUAUAAAUGUGUGGACAUGGCUGGGGCACAGCCAGGGGUUCAUGCUCUGCAGCUCAAACGUGUCUGCGUCUCUGAAAACAUGAAGAAAGGCUCAAAGUGCAUGAAAUGGGAUGAUGAUUCCACACUCGUCUAUCCGAUUUUCCUUAAAAUGGAUCCUAAUGGAUUUUUCCUAUACUGGACAGAUCAAAACAAGGAAACAGAGCUUCUGGAUAUCAGUCUUGUGAAGGAUGCAAGAUGGGGGAAACAUGCUCGAACUCCCAAGGAUCCCAAGUUACGCGAGCAGUUGGAAGUUGGGAAUUUUGGAGGCCGCCUGGAGUAUCGCAUGUUUACAGUUGUUUACGGACCUGACCUCGUUAACAUCUCUUAUUUGAACUUAGUGGCAUUUCAAGAAGAAAUUGCAAAGGAGUGGACAGAUGAGAUAUUCAGUCUGGCUACAAAUCUACUGGCACAGAACAUGUCCAGGGAUGCAUUUCUGGAAAAAGCGUACACAAAGCUUAAGCUCCAAGCCAACCAAGAAGGACGGAUUCCUGUUAAGAAUAUAUAUCGUCUGUUUUCCGCUGAUAGGAAAAGAGUAGAAACUGCAUUAGAUGCCUGCAGUCUUCCAUCUGUCAGAAGUGAUUCCAUUCCUCAAGAUGACUUCACUCCAGAGGUGUACAGAGCCUUCGUAAACAACCUGUGCCCACGGCCUGAGAUUGACAGUAUUUUUUCUGAAUUUGGUACAAAGAACCAACCGCACCUCACCGUUGAUCAAAUGACCGAAUUCAUUAAUAUUAAGCAAAGAGAUCCACGUUUAAAUGAAAUUCUCUACCCGCCAUUAAAGCAAGAGCAGGUUCAGCAGCUGAUUGAGAAAUAUGAACCUAACAGUGCUUUGGCAAUGAGAGGUCACAUAUCUGUGGAAGGAUUUAUGAGUUAUCUCAGUAGUGAGGAGAAUGGGGUCGUACCGCCUGAGAAACUGGAUUUAAAUGAAGACAUGUCACAGCCCCUCUCUCAUUACUUUAUCAAUUCUUCCCACAACACCUACCUCACAGCUGGGCAGUUGGCUGGUAACUCUUCAGUGGAGAUGUAUCGUCAAGUCCUGUUGGCAGGCUGCCGUUGCGUUGAGCUGGAUUGCUGGAAAGGAAGAACUGCCGAGGAAGAACCAGUUAUUACACAUGGAUUUACAAUGACCACUGAAAUCUCCUUUAAGGAAGUUAUAGAAGCCAUUGCUGAAUGUGCAUUUAAGACCUCACCGUACCCAAUUCUCCUGUCUUUUGAAAAUCAUGUGGAUUCACCAAAGCAACAAGCAAAGAUGGCAGAAUACUGCAAACAAAUAUUUGGAGAUGGACUUUUAACGGACACAUUAGAAAAGCACCCACUUGAGCCUGGAGUUCCUCUUCCAAGCCCUUUGGAUUUAAAGUAUAAAAUUUUGAUAAAGAAUAAAAAGAAAUCUCACAAGUCAUCAAAUAGGAGCGCUAAGAAGAAACUCUCUGAACAAGCAUCCACCGCGUGCAGUGACACCUCUAGCGUGUUUGAACCAUCAUCCCCUGGAGCAGGGGAAGCAGAAAUCGAGAGUGAGGAAGAUGAUGAUGACGAUGAUGAUGACUGUAAGAAAUCUUCCAUGGAUGAAGGCACUGCUGGAAAAGAAGCUAGCGCCACAGAAGAGAUGUCUAACCUGGUUAACUACAUUCAGCCAGUAAAGUUUGAGUCUUUUGAAGUAUCAAAUAAAAGGAACAAGAGUUUUGAAAUGUCCUCCUUUGUGGAAACGAAAGGUCUCGAGCAGCUUACAAAGUCUCCAGUGGAAUUUGUUGAAUAUAACAAAAUGCAGCUCAGCCGGAUAUAUCCUAAAGGAACGCGCGUAGAUUCCUCAAAUUACAUGCCUCAGGUGUUUUGGAACGCUGGCUGUCAGAUGGUGGCUCUUAACUUCCAAACAAUAGAUUUCUCUAUGCAACUGAAUAUGGGGAUGUAUGAGUACAAUGGCAAGUGUGGAUACAGACUCAAGCCAGAGUUUAUGAGAAGACCUGACAAGCAUUUUGAUCCGUUUACUGAAUCAACAGUAGAUGGCAUUGUUGCAAACACGCUUUCCGUAAAGGUCAUUUCAGGACAAUUCCUUUCGGAUAAGAAAGUUGGCACGUAUGUAGAAGUAGAUAUGUUUGGGCUGCCUGUUGACACGAAAAGAAAAGCUUUCAAAACAAAGACUUCUCAAGGAAAUGCUGUUAACCCAGUUUGGGAAGAGGAACCAUUUGUAUUUAAAAAGGUGGUACUACCAUCUCUGGCCUGUAUCAGAAUAUCAGCUUAUGAAGAAGGAGGAAAAUUCAUAGGACAUCGGAUAUUACCUGUGUCAGCCAUUCGGCCAGGGUAUCACUAUAUUUGUUUGAGAAAUGAGAAGAACGUGCCCCUGACAUUGCCAGCGUUAUUUGUGUACAUAGAGGUGAAAGAUUAUGUUCCUGACACAUUUGCAGAUGUGAUUGAAGCAUUAUCUAAUCCAAUUAAAUAUGUAAAUUUGAUGGAGCAGAGGUCAAGGCAACUGGCUGCCCUUACACUCGAAGAUGAAGAAGAAGUUAAGAAAGAGGCAGAAGCUGGUGAGGUGCCAUCAGAAGCUAACAGUGAACCCAGGACAGCGCCAGCUGAAAAUGGUUUAAAUCACGCAUCCACUCUGACUCCUAAAACAUCAUCUCAGACAGUUCAUAGCCAGCCAGUGCCCGGUUCUGUUAAAGUUCCUGCUAAAACAGAGGACCUUAUCAUCAGUGUCUUAACAGAAGUGGAAGCUCAGACUAUUGAUGAGCUGAAACAACAGAAGUCUUUUGUUAAACUUCAAAAGAAGCAUUACAAAGAAAUGAAGGACCUUGUAAAGCGGCAUCACAAGAAAACCACAGAUCUUAUAAAAGAGCACACUACUAAGUACAAUGAAAUUCAAAACGAUUACUUGAGGAGAAGGGCAAUCCUGGAAAAAACUGCAAAAAGGGAUAGCAAAAAAAGGUGUGAAAGUAACAGUCCGGAUCAUAAUUCAUCAUCUGUGGAACAAGAUUUAGCUGCGCUAGAUGCUGAAAUGGCGCAAAAGUUGAUAGAACUGAAGGAACAGCAGCAGCAGCAACUUCUUAAUCUCCGACAAGAACAGUAUUAUAGUGAAAAAUAUCAGAAGAGAGAACAUAUUAAACAGCUCAUUCAGAAACUGACCGAUGUAGCGGAGGAAUGUCAAAACAACCAGCUGAAAAAACUAAAAGAAAUCUGUGAAAAGGAAAAGAAAGAGCUAAAGAAAAAGAUGGAUAAGAAAAGGCAAGAAAAGGUUACGGAAACAAAAUCCAAGGAUAAAAAUCAAAUGGAAGAAGAGAAGACGGAGAUGAUUCGAUCAUAUAUCCAGGAAGUGGUGCAGUACAUUAAGAGGCUAGAAGAUGCACAGAGUAAAAGGCAAGAAAAACUUAUAGAAAAACAUAAGGAAAUUCGUCAACAAAUACUGGAUGAAAAGCCAAAGGUGGAACUGGAUCAGGAGUACCAAGACAAAUUCAAACGACUCCCCAUGGAAAUUCAGGAGUUCGUACAAGAAGCCAUGAAAGGGAAAUUAGGAGAUGAAGGAGAACACAGUGCUGCCACCAACAUUGUAACGCCCGACAGCAGCAAGCCAGCAAUUUCAGGGAAUCACAAAAGCCAGGAGAACGAUCCCGUGGCUGAAGAAGAAAACCCAGAAAAAGUAUUUAAUACAACACUUUAACAGGCAGCGAUGGCUUGUGUUAUUUUACUUUUUGUGCUCCUGGGCAUAUGAUGUUUACAUGUUGCCUGUCACCCAUUGUCUGCAAGGGAUAAUGCUGACCCCGGCUCUUUAAAUGCACAUUUCCCAAAGGAGCAGUUUUGUAUGACACACAGCAGUGUAAAACUAAGUUUUACCAUUCAGUUACAUUAAUCUUUGUCUUAGUGCAGUUACAAUGCAGCGAUUAACAUGCGCGCUGCAUAUUCCGUCAUAGGCAGUUGUAUGAAGACCACUUGUUUUGUGUAACAAUGGUCCUAUACGUGGUUCUCAUUAAAGUACAAACACAGUGGGGGUGAGAUACACCAUUGACAUGUUUGCUUUUUAACUGCUCCUAAGCAGCUCUCUAUUUGUUUUUUUUUGUUUGCACUGAAAUAUUCAACCCUGUUGGCUUUGCAAGCACUGGCUGCUUGCUCUUGAUAUUUUAUGUAC